This is a messenger RNA of Priceomyces carsonii, 987 nucleotides long. RefSeq lists its product as uncharacterized. The transcript has a single exon. Lineage: Eukaryota; Fungi; Ascomycota; Pichiomycetes; Serinales; Debaryomycetaceae. The record is from RefSeq and is a predicted model, not a curated record. The coding region runs from base 1 to 987 and encodes 328 amino acids.
AUGGUGUCUCUCUCGGGACCCUUUAGUGAUAGCGCCACACCAUUGAGUCCUAAUGAAGUUCCCAGGUCGGCAAGUCCUCACAUAAUCAAACCACCUACAUUUCCUAAUAAACAAAGAUCGUCGUCUACAAAUUCUAUCACAUCAAACCAUUCUAUAAUCAAUGCAAACAGCAUCAUUCAAGGGCAGGGCAACACCAGAAGAACAUCUAUUGUGAGUUUAGAUAGUCCCAGAAAUUCUAUUGUGUCAAUAGACGAUAUUAGGCCGACCAGAAACAGUAGUUUAGUGAGUUUGACUUCGUUAACAAGCCAAGCUGCAGGUACAGCUAGCUCGUCAAAUGUCAAUAAUAACAAGCCUGUGAAAAAGCAUAACAGGAGCGGUUAUGGCUCAGCAGUGGUACUAUCAGAUGAUGAAUCGGAUGUGGAUUUAGUAAAGACUGCCUUUAGGACUCUACCUAAGACCAAAAGACGUCGCUCAUCAGAAAGAUCGCCAGUUGAAACGCUUGAAAAUUUCAAUUUUAGUUUUGACGAUGAAGGUAACAGAAGCCAUAAUAAAAGUCCCAGGAUAGUGACUUCUUCUAUUGCGUCUCCUCCGUUGCUCGAUGUCAACGACUUUGAACCUAGCAACACUCUCUUGCAACAAAAAGGAGGCGUCAAACAUAAUAAGAAAGCUACGCUAAGUCGUCUGUCUAUAUUUUUGAAGAAAAAAAUAUAUUCCAAAGAUUUGCAGUUGGAGCUUUUGAACCACAACUCUCAUCUUAAUGGUCGUGAAGCAACAGAGUCAAAAUUUUUUAAGAAAAAGAAUCUGCUGAAUUCUAAGAAUAAUACUAAUUACCACAGCGAAUUGAGUGAAAGUUACUCUGAACUGAACAAAUUGAUCAAUGACUUAAACCAAAAAUGGAAUAAGUCAUCCAACGAGAGUCAAGUCGUUGACAUAUCCAUAAACUCAAAGAAAAGAUCGCGGGGAUUAUUCGAAGAUGACACCGAAUAG